Pocillopora meandrina is the source of this 1451-nucleotide messenger RNA. Lineage: Eukaryota; Metazoa; Cnidaria; Anthozoa; Scleractinia; Pocilloporidae. The record is from the annotation of a GenBank genome assembly.
AUGGUGUUUCCGGAGCUGCGUUCUACAGAAAAUUACGCCAUGAAGCAUCCAGCCAUAACUUCAGAUCUCAGCCAGUUGUCGUCGUGUUUUUUUAUCAAACUUGUUCAAGACCAAGGGAAGCAGAUAUUCGUCAGCUAUGCCAGUGAACGUGACAAUGACAUGAUUUUCGAAAUUCAUCCAACAUUAACACGAUUUUAUGUUGGCAACAAUCAGUUCAGGUAAUGCUGUGUAUAUUAGAAUUAGAAGUCAGUUGAGGAAUUUCUUAUUCGAGCCACAAUAAGAUAUUAUACAGGAAAUGCUACGAUCGACUUCUUCCUAACGCUUGGAGAGAGAAAGUUAAACAUACAAACAAACGGAAAGCGUUAAGCCUCUUUAUCUUUUCUUAUCAUGAUUUAAAUACCAAAUAUGUUAAUCUUUGACAAAAACAGAUCUAGACGUAUUUUCCUGUGGCAUCGCAUAUAAAUAUUCGGAUCCUUUUUUAAAGUAUGAUUUAGAUCACUAUGCUCAAUAGGGCUCAAGAGUCGUCUUUAAAGUGACGUGGACUCGCUUAUUACGGUUCUAGCCAUAAAAGGAUGAGGUUUCUUAACCGAUUCGGCUUUCAAAAUAGUAGCUCAGAUGAUUUUAUAAGUAGAGAAAUGUUUUUCGUCUUGUCACGAGAGUGAGACAAAGAAAAAAAUUCUGAGUUCCCUUGAGGAAUCAAGCCUCAGACCUUCGGAUUCCGCGCGCUAAGCUGCAGAGAUUCUACAGUGAGUGAGGUCUCUAUUUAAUAAGUAAUUGCAUGAAUAAGAAAUUGCCUGAAUGAAUGAAAACACUGAACAAAUCGAAGCUUGAAUGUUUGAAUGAUUAAGUCAUUGAUAAACGAUUGAUUGACUGACUGACAAGCCACUUACAUAUUACUAUCAACUGACUGACUACGUACUAACAGACUGAAUAACUCUCUUGACUAACUUAGUGACAAUGAAAAAGGAGGGUCUUGAAUGAUCAAAUAUAUUUAAAUUUUGUUUGCUUUUUGUUUUGUCCUGUUUUUUUUGUUUUGCUUUGUUUUGUUUCGUUUAUUGUUUCUUUUUUUUUUCAGUUUUACCUCGACAAAUCUCUACGAUGAUACCUGGCAACACGUGUGUCUCACCUGGGAAAACACUCAAGGAGUAAUGAAACUCUAUAGAGAUGGUCAAUUUGCAGAACAGGUAACGAAUCAUGCUACUAAGAAUUUCGCACUUAAGGCUGGCGGCUUCCUGGUGCUUGGACAAGAGCAAGACUCUAUUGGCGGAGGCUUUGAGAGUAGCCAAACCUUUCACAGCCGAUUGGCAAGUUUCAACAUCUGGGAUAAAGUUCUGUCCGAAAGCGACAUUGCCGCUCAGUACACAAAUUGCAGCAUACCUCAUGGUUCUGUUAUUAACUGGUCUGUAUUCAAAAAUCUUAUCCAUGGCAAUGUUGCAGUUGAAGAGCCGUGA